This is a messenger RNA of Botrytis cinerea B05.10, 1637 nucleotides long. RefSeq lists its product as hypothetical. The record is from RefSeq and is a predicted model, not a curated record. Lineage: Eukaryota; Fungi; Ascomycota; Leotiomycetes; Helotiales; Sclerotiniaceae. The transcript has a single exon. Bases 340 to 1332 code for a protein of 330 amino acids.
GGAAACAUGCUGCACACCUAUAUCUAUCCUUUAACUGAUCUCUAGAGCUCAAUUACGAAUUGUACAAGUUGUGUGGGUUUGCAGCCAACAUAUGAACAAAAGACAUAUAAAGAGCGAUUCCUCUACCCCCAUUUUCCCUUCGGCUUCGGGGCCAAUUCUUCCAUCUAUCAGAGUGUCGGUUUGCAAUUGCCGAUUUCUAUGAUUCCUGAUAUUAGUAAGGGGUUCCGACUUAUAAGUUACGAAGCUGGGUUUUUGCGUACAGAAAGAUAUAAAAUUCUUGCUUUUUUAUACUAGCUCCGACAGAGUGAAUAUCUACCCAUCCAUCCAUUCGUCGUCACCAUGCCUACAAUCCUCAUAACCGGCGCCUCGGGCUUCAUCGGACAACUCCUCGCCACGCACCUCCUCACCAGCCAUCCCACCGCCCCAGAAAAUAAACUCAUCCUCACCGAUAUCAUCACGCCUUCUGCUCCCCCCUCUCCCCAUCCCCAAAACACGCAAUGUAUCCAAGCCGAUCUCUGCAAUGCCGACUCCCUCUCUUCCCUCCUUUCCUCAGCCGGAACAGUCGACACCAUAUUCAUCUUCCACGGCAUCAUGUCUUCCGGCUCGGAGCAAAAUUUCGAGCUCGGCAUGAAAGUAAAUCUGCACUCUACACUUUCCCUUCUCGAAGGAAUAAGAAACACCCCAUCCUUGAAACCAGAAGGUAAAUUAGUCCGUGUUAUCUACGCGUCUUCGCUCGCGGUCUACGGACGACCACUCCCGGAAACAAUCACAGAGGACACGCAUCCCACGCCCGAAGGCUCGUACGGAUGCCAGAAAUUAGCAUGUGAAACUCUCCUGCAGGACUAUAUCCGCAGGGGGUUUAUCGAAGGACUAGCAUUGCGGUUCCCGACGAUUAGUAUUCGGCCGGGGAAACCGACGCAGGCGGCAAGUUCGUUUCUGAGCGGCAUGAUUCGAGAGCCGAUGGCGGGGAAGGAAUGUGUGGUGCCGAUUAAGGAUCGGGAGUUUGUGAGCUGGAUGUGCAGUCCGAGGACGCUGACGGAAAAUUUGAUUCACGCGAUGGAGAUGGAUUUGCAGGGGGUGGAUGCACAUCGGCGAGCGGUGAAUUUACCGGGGAAGGGAGCGAGUGUGCAGGAAAUGUUGGAUGCGUUGGUGAAGGUUGGGGGAGAGGAGAAGUUGGGGUUGGUUAGGGAGGAGGAGGAGGCGGCGACGGUGAGGAUCUUGAGAAGUUGGGGGGUGAGGUAUGAUAAUGCGUUUGCGUUUGGGUUGGGGUUUAGGGAGGAUAGAGGGUUUGAACAGGCGGUUAGGGAUUAUGUGGAGGGCUUGAAAGGGUGAUAGAUAGGGAAUAAAGGAUGAGGGAAGGGAGAGAAGGAGAAAAGCAUCCUAUAUAUCAACUUUUUUGGAAAUACUCGAAAUCAGAUCACGUUCUAUUGAUGGUAUUUUGCACUUAAUCACACUAAUACGGCAGCAGAGAAUGCUCCGUCUCUCUUCCUUAGCCACCCGAAGGAUUGCUGCACAAAGGAUGGGAUCGGAGAUGUAAACAUAUAUUCUGAAUUCUAACGACGCGAUUCAAUAUGCCGACGAGAAAACCAAAUAAACGUCCAGAUCCUAACGUAGAAUGAAUGAAAAGAAUUCAAGCA